Polistes canadensis is the source of this 1690-nucleotide messenger RNA. RefSeq names its product something about silencing protein 10 (gene Sas10). Gene Ontology annotation, cellular component: small-subunit processome; nucleolus. Gene Ontology annotation, biological process: maturation of SSU-rRNA from tricistronic rRNA transcript (SSU-rRNA, 5.8S rRNA, LSU-rRNA). Bases 127 to 1518 code for a protein of 463 amino acids. NCBI's taxonomy places the organism in Eukaryota, Metazoa, Arthropoda, Insecta, Hymenoptera, Vespidae. The transcript is spliced from 4 exons. The record is from RefSeq and is a predicted model, not a curated record.
AAAAAAGUCACGUGAAGUGCAUUGAUGUGCAUGGUGCAUACUACGUUCGUUUGAUAUUGAUAUUUAUAUUUAUAUUUUACCUUUUAAAAAAAUAAAUAUACAUAUAUAUAAAUACCUUCACAUAAAAUGGCCGGAAAAAAGAAAGUACGAAAUGCAUUCAAAGUUGAAGACGCAGGAGAUGUAGAUAUGGAUGAAAUCUCGGAUUCUGAUGACCAAUAUUCGGAAGAAGAUCGUGAGUUACUUAGAAAAGUAAGAAUAAAACGAGCACCAGAAAAUUUUGAUAGCGACGACGAAGUCUAUGGACUGCAAGAUGAUGAAGAAAACGAAGAGGAUGAAAUGGAAAACGAAGAGGAUGAAAUGGAAAACGAAGCAGAUUCUAUGGAAUCUGAUAUAGAAGAAUUGCAAGAUGAUUUCGAUAUACCAAAUGAGAAAGCAUGGGGCAAAAAGAAAAGAACAUAUUAUUCUACGGAUUACGUAGAUCCUGAUUAUGCCACUGUUAGUCAUAAAAAUCAAGUUAUAGCAGAAAUGGAAGAAAAAGAAGCAAUAAGCAUUCAAAAGAAAUUAGCUGAACGAUUGGAUGAUGCUGAUUUUGGUUUAGAUUUUAUAGAAGUAAAAAGUGAGGACACAAAACCUCAUCAAGAUGAAGAGGAAACCAUCAAAAGAGAUUUUACCAAACUUAGUAAAAAACAGAAACGUGAAUUAGUUCAGCAAGAAAGUCCAGAAUUUCUGGCUCUUGUUGAUGAUUUUAAAGAAUGCAUGAACGAAGCUAAAAAUGUACUUUCACCUUUUUUGGAACUUGUUAAAAAAGGCAUAUGUCCUAAUUGUCCUGCAUUGGACUUUGUUAAAACUAGGUAUCAAAUAAUAUUAAAUUAUUGCGUUAAUAUUUCCUUUUAUUUAAUGCUAAAAGCCAAAAGAUUACCUAUCAACUCGCAUCCUGUUAUUAAACGUUUGGCUCAAUAUCGCCAACUUCUUAAUGAAAUGCGUUCCGGAGAAGGAAAUUUAUUAGAGAAAAUUGAAGAGAUAUUAAAAAUUAAAAAAGAAGGUGGAUCUCUUUAUAAUAUAUCAGGUGAAUUGGUGACUUACUUUGACGAGAAGAAAAAAGUUAUUGCUGAAGUAAAAGACAAAAAAGAUCGAAAACGAAAAAUAAGCGAGACAAACGAAGAGGAAGAGUCUGACAAUAUCACGGAUGAUGAAUUAAACGAAGAAAAUAAUUUAUCUGAAAAGGAUGAAGAUAAAUUGAACGUUGAGGCGGACAACCAAGAAAACAAAAUAUCGGAAGAAAUGCAGGAUACGGAAGAAAAAAGAGCAAUUACAUAUCAAAUAGCAAAGAACAAAGGUCUUACGCCGCAUCGUAAGAAAGAGCAACGAAAUCCAAGAGUCAAGCAUAGGAAUAAGUAUCGCAAAGCAAAAAUACGUAGGAAAGGAGCUGUGAGAGAAGUCAGGAAAGAAUUAACUCGAUAUAGCGGAGAAAUGUCAGGAAUUAAUGUUUCCGUGAAGAAGAGUAUAAAAUUGAAAUAGUAAAUACAUGCUUUAAACAUUAAUAUAAUUGAACUAAUAUGGAAUUACUUAUUGUAUAUAAUAUUUAAAUACAAUUUUGGUAUAUUAGUUAUCAGACUUAUCGCGUAUAAUUAGAAUAGCAUUUAUUUGAUUAUGAGAAACAAAUAAACAAUUUUAUUUAUGUACGAAAAAA